Molecule: messenger RNA, 14451 nt
Organism: Bicyclus anynana (squinting bush brown)
Lineage: Eukaryota; Metazoa; Arthropoda; Insecta; Lepidoptera; Nymphalidae
Product: inaD-like protein
Exons: 36
Coding region: 499-6165 (1888 amino acids)
Molecular function (GO): protein binding
Source: RefSeq, a predicted model, not a curated record
CGCUCGCCAGUAUCGCGCGGCCAUUGCUGUUAACGCACGUCGAGAAACCUUUCCGUGAUCAACAAAAAAAAAACAUACAGAAUUAAAAUCAAUUCUGUAUUACGUUAUGCUAUAUAAAAUUGAUGUUAGAUAAAUAUUUUUUUAGAGAGUCAAUGAUUGUAAUAAUUUUUAAUAAUAAGUGAAUGAUAGUAAUAAUUUUUCACGUAUACGUUCAGUAAUACCAUGAAAGUAUUUUAAGUGUCACUCCAUUUAUUUCGGCUUCGUUUUUCGUUUUUAAGAUCGAUAAACACUUAAACAUAUUAACUACCAAAAUGAGCAGUGUAAUACGCUGCGAGGACUAGUGAGUGCGUGUGUGCGUGCGUGUACUAUGUGCGGUGCGGGUGUGUGUGUGAGUGCUCCAGUGUGCGUGACGGCGGCGGCGGCGUGCUGAACAUGGAGAAGGUUAGCUGAUCGAGGAGGCGGCCGCGCAAACUACGCAAGCGGCUUAUUGGGCGCAUCAUGCAGGUGUUCGGCGAGUGGGCGCAGGUGGAGGUGGUGGAACUAGUGAACGAUGGCUCGGGGCUGGCGUUCGGGAUCGUCGGCGGGCGAUCUUCGGGCGUCGUCGUCAAGAGCGUGCUGCCGGGAGGAGUGGCUGACAGGGAUGGGCGCCUGCGUAGUGGAGACAUGCUGCUGCGCAUCGGGGCGGUGUGCGUGGUGGGCAUGUGCGCGCGGCAGGCGGCGGCCGUGCUGCGGCAGUGCGGCGCGUGCGUGCGCUUGCUGGUGGCGCGGCCGGCGCACAGUAACGUGCUGCAGCCCAAGCUACAGUCGCUGGGUGCAUCUCAAGCACCGAUCGUGCCGUCGCGCUUGCUUGCUGACCCGAUCGAGCUGGAGCGGGGCUUGGCUGAGGCGGGGCACGAUGGGUUCGGUGCGCUGUGUGAGGACACCACGCCUCCGUCGCCGCCACCUACUAUCAUCGAGGAGAGGUUACAUCAUAGGCCGGUCGCGUCCAUAGUGGCAGUGGUGCCACGUGGGGCGCUCGCGCCGGCGCCGAAGCCUCCGCCCCUAUUCAUCACCACCAGCGAGCCCCAGCCUCCGCCUCUUAGGUUACCAUUGGAUAUGGCGGUACGCGGCACGGGGGAGCCAGAGACGCUGAGCUACGAAGUGGACCUCAACAAGGAUUCAGCUCUAGGACUGGGCAUCACCGUCGCUGGAUAUGUCUGCGAGAAAGAGGAGCUUAGCGGAAUCUUCGUGAAAAGCAUCGGUGCCGGCAGCUCUGCUGACCUGUGUGGGAAGAUACAAGUCAACGACAGGAUUGUUGAGGUAGACGGCGUAUCGCUACACGGAGUCACAAAUCACAAAGCGGUCGCGUUUCUCCGAGAUGCCAGGGGUCCUAUUGUGAGGUUGAAAGCUUUGAGGUAUCUCCGCGGGGCGGGGUUUGAGCGGUUGCAGAAGGCACUAGCGGCGCAGGGCGGCAGGAGGUCGCCCAUAGCGCCUCCGAGCCCCUCCGUCACCUCCCUCGCCAAAUAUAGCUUUAGCGUGUACGACGAAUCGACUGUCAUAGAGGCUGAACCUGACUCUGAGAUACAACCGCACCUACCGUCGCCGACGUCACCUUCAGACGAGGCGGAGAUAGUCAUAGGCAGAGACGACGACAUCUCCGAGAGAGAGAUCCGGCGCAUCCAGGACAAGUGGCGGGACAUCUUGCAGGACGAGCCGGACUGGCCCGGACACCAGUACCAGUAUGAUGUUAUUGUGGGUUCCAUAAUGAAAGAGAAGGACAGCGGAUUGGGCAUCUCGCUAGAAGGCACGGUGCGCGUGGUGGGGGGCAAGGAGGUGCAGGCGAGGCAUUACAUUAGAGCCAUCGCGCCCAACAGUCCCGUCUCCAAGCUGGGCAUUUAUAAAGUGGGAGAUGAGUUGUUAGAGGUAAACGGAAUGCGUGUACUAGGAGCGCAUCACGUGGAGGUGGUGACCCGGUUGCGCGCGGUCAAGUCGCCCGUGCUGCUCGUGGUGGUGAGGAAGCGCAGCGAGCCGCACGCCAGAGCUGAAACAUGCUUUGCCAGAAGUAGCAUCGUGGGAGGGAGUCUGCAAGACCUCCUAGCGCCCCCUCAGCGGUUGAUCAAGGCCAAGUCGGAGAGUUCGGUGGCGUCGCUCUGCAGUGCCAGCACUGUCAUGUCAGCCGGCCAUGAUCAUGACGAGUUUUGCACAGAAGAGCUAGAGCGGAACCGGUCCAGGUCGCUGGAGCCGCUGAGCGGGCUGGCGAUGUGGAGCGACCAGGUGCAGCUCAUCGAGCUGCAGAAGGAGGAGCGCGGGCUUGGCUUCUCCAUCCUGGACUACCUGGAUCCAUCAGAGCCGGGCAGUUCAGUGAUCGUGGUGCGCUCGGUGGUGGGCGGCGGCGCGGCGGCGGCGGACGGGCGGCUGGCGCCGGGCGACCGGCUGGUGUCCGUCAACGGGCUCGACGUGUCCAGGAGCCCGCUGGCGGUGGCGGUCAGAGCCAUCAAGAGUGCUCCGAAAGGCACAGUUACUAUAGGUGUCGCCAAGCCGCUGCCUUGUAGCACGGUGGUCGGCGGGGAAAGGGCCAACGGACACAGCGUGCAAAGCAGCCAGGAAUGUAUCAACUCACUGGCAUCAGAUGAUCAUACCGGGAUGGAUUCAUUUCACGAAUGUUUACAAGAAUAUGGCGAGGGUUUGGAAGUUGUGCAGAUAUGCUUAGAGCCUGAAGAGUCAUCUUUGAAAGAUGAAGAACUGUCUGCGUUGGCGGAUCUCAGUUACGAUGAUUGUAAAAAGAUAAACAGUUUGGAUGACGACAUUAAUAUUAUAGAAAUUGGCAUGAAAAAUGAAGUUGAAAAGAUUAACGGAACAUCAGAAUUGAAACCAUCUAAGUCAGAUGACUCUUUAGAUGAACAGGAUGACGAUAUGACUAUAACUGAAGAUGACGUCCUUAUUGCACCAAGAGAAUUAAGCAAACGAAGCAAAUCUGCGGACAGAAAAGGCACAAAUGAAGAAAGAUGUUUAUCAAAGCAGCAGAGUAAAGAUAUUUCAACGUCUGAUGAAAUGGUGUUUGCAGUAACACCGACGGGCUUAGAAAGAAUUAGUUUUGAAAAAUACUGGAAAGAUACAGAUACGAGUAAAGAUAAAUUGAAUAACGAAAGUUUGAAAGGUAGUCUGAAUUCACCUGAGGACGACAUCAGUUUUUACGAUGCAACCACGAGAAUUUCCGUCCAGGAGCAAAACAAUACCCUGCUUUACAUUGACCAUGAAAUCGACGGUUACGAAACAUGCCUCGAAGACGACUCGUCGUCUGUAAAGUGUUCAGAAAAAAACAGCCAUAAAAUCAACGGGGAGAGCGAAGAGAUCAAAGACUUGGGUAAACACGAUAAAAUAGCUAUUAGAAACAAAGACAGCGAUACUCGUGCCAAAACUAUUAACGAUCAGAACACUGCCAAUGCCGUGGACGAAGUGUCGUCUUAUGGUUACCCCUAUGUGGAAGAACACAUAAUAAAACAAAUGAAGUCUUUAAGAAUAGAACCUCUAAAUAUAAACAUAGGUAUUAAAAAAUCAAAGAAAAAAAGUCCGACCAAGCCAUCGAAGAGUGAGCGCCGAUGCGUCGAAUACUAUAACGACCAAGCGGAAUGCUUGAAAGAGAUACGCCAAAGAAAGCGCGAAGAAGAAGAGAAAAAAACAAAAGAAGAUCAGAGGAGUUUAUUAGAAGGCAGAGUGUCGGCGAUGGAGAAAAAAAUGCAGUUUAUAAAGAAAGACCCCAGUGAAGACUCCACAGAUGCGGAAAGCAGUUACGUGCCCGGUUGUCAUAAAUGUUUCUUAGAGAGUUACGCGUAUGAAAUCACAAAGGCAUACAUAGAGAAAGCGGCGUCAUGUAAAUAUUGUGAUGUUAUAAAGGACAUGUUGGAAGUGCCUAAUUUGAAAUCAAAUAGAAGAAGAUCUGCACCAGCGUUGGUGAACCUGGAGAGCUCCUCAGACUCUGAAGAUGAAUACUUGCUAGGGGUCCCCAGUGUUUGUAGAAGAAAAUCUGCGGAUCCUUUGAAGUUUCCACUACCGUCGAGGAGAUCCAGUCACGUCAUUCCUGCAAUGACGGUUAAGACAGUCGCGCCCGACCGUCGCGGUGCCGGCUCCGCGCAGAGAUGGGGGCCGCCGCGACGUGUCACACUGAGGAGACGGCCCGGCGCGCCUUUGGGAGUUAGCAUAGUUGGUGGAAAGGUUGAUAUUAUUGCAAAUCAAAACGGUGAAAAUGGCGAGGAGAAGGCGAUUUUUGGCAUCUUUAUCAAGAAUGUGGUACCUAACAGCCCGGCAGCGCUUUGCGGUGAUUUAAAGACUGGUGACAGAAUAUUAGAAGUGGACGGAGUGUGUGUGCGCACAGCACAACACGAACGGGCGGUGGAACUAAUUAAAGCGGCCAAAGACAAUGUCACAUUAACCGUACAGAGCCUUAUGACUUGGAACACAGAUUCAUCUGACGUGGACGCAUCGUCACCGGCUACGUCUCCGCCUCGACCUGUCAAGAAGUCACAAGCGCCGCCGCCACCUCAGCAUGAAAUCAAGAUAACAGUAACAGAACCAGAAGAUAAAGACAAAUCACCAUCAACAAACGAUGUUAAAGACAAACAAGAAAAUGAAACAGAGAAAGUGAAUGGAGAAGCGCCGAAACCUAAGGUUGUGUACUCGGACUCUGAUAGCAGCGACGAAGAAGAUGAGAGAGAAUUACAAGGAAGAACUUAUUCAGAUAAAGGAGUUGAGAUCGAUCGAGCGUCAGCCGGAGCACUCAAGCGCAGCAGAGAAGAGAAGGAAGCCGACCCUGAAGAGGAAGACGACUUUGGCUACACAUCAAAUAAAAUCAAAAAGAAAUAUGCAUCCCUCGGCGAUAGCGUGGUGGUGGUCAAGUUGGAGAGAUCCCCUAAGGCCGGGCUGGGGCUCAGCCUGGCGGGGCACCGCGACCGCAGCCGCAUGGCAGUGUUCGUCUGCGGCAUGAACCCCGCCGGCUCGGCCGCCAAGUGUUCACCCCCUAUCAAAAUUGGGGAUGAAAUUUUGGAGGUAAACGGUUUAGUGUUGCACGGAAGAUGUCAUCUCAACGCGUCGGUAAUCAUCAAAGGGCUGGUUGGACCCGUCUUCAAAAUUAUUCUGUUAAGACGAAAGUCGGCGUUGGAGGACGUCGCUGUCAAACCUAUAACACAGUUUCCAGUGGCGCUGGAAGAGGUGGACGACCGGUUCGCCAAUUACAAAGGUGUGCGAGAUAUUACCAUCAAAAAGGGUCCAUCCGGGCUAGGCAUCAUGAUUAUAGAAGGAAGACAUACAGAAGCCGGUCGGGGUAUCUUCGUGUCAGACCUUCAGGAAGGCAGCGCGGCGGAGCAGGGGGGCUUAAACAUAGGAGACAUGAUUCUUGCUGUGAACAGGGACUCUCUUCUGAGUGUCAGUUAUGAUGCCGCCGCAGCAAAAUUGAAGCAAACGGACGGUGUAGUAAUAUUGACAGUAUGCAGUCCAAACUUGAAGGAACCCGCUGAUGGUGACAAAGGUGACUCAGCUGAUGGUCCAUCCAGGUCAGCCACUCCCAAACCACCAACACCAACGCCCGCAAAAGCUGAGCCUCCACCAGACCCAGCCACAGCAGCGCUGAGACCAAACAUGGAUACUGUGAUAGAAAUAAAUACUAACAACGAAGUGCUCGGCAUCGCUCUACUUGGUGGCAGUGAUACACAUACCAGUGGCCCAGCAGCAAUCGUCCUAGAAGUGUAUAAAAACGGAGCGAUAGCCAAAGACGGAAGACUGAAAGUAGGGGACCAGAUACGAGACUGUAACGGCAUUGCUAUCAAUAAGGACAUGACGUACGAGAGGAUUUGUCUAUCAAUAAAAGUUAAGGCACCUAAGCUAAAGAUGAAUGUAUAUCGACCGGAUCCUUUACAAUACGAAGAAAUUGAGGUAGAACUAACAAAGAAGUCAGGGAGACCUUUGGGACUGAACUGUGUACCUCCCAUUGAGGGCACGGGCGCUUAUAUAGGAGAACUACUACCUGGGUCAUCAGCAGAAGUAGAUGGUAAACUGCAAAGAGGCGAUUUCAUUGUAGCAGUGGAUGGGAAAGAUCUUUCUGGUGCAGAAUUCCUCGCUAUAGGAGCAGCGCUUAAACUGUGCAAUAAUAAGACUACCAUAAAAGUUAAACGUUUUAAAAUAGUCCCUAGGUAAUUGUGAUAAUGUUUAAAUUUGAAUAAAAUAUUAAAAAGACGGGUUAGUUAUUGCUUUGCUUACAAUUCAGUAAUAAAAAUUACUCGUCUGAUUGUGAAGCUACUAUAAUAAUAUCAGAUAAAUGAAAAUCAAGUAAGAACCGUAUUUUCCUUGUGUGUAGGUUUGAUUUUAAAUAACAAAAAUAACAUUAAGUUGGUUCACUUUGAGCAGAUAAAAAAAGCAAUUGAAAUAUUAUGAGAAAUGAGCGGCUUAUAACAGUCAUUGCAAUUAAUGAAUGACGCAACAUGUAUUCUAUUAUGAAAUAAUAAAAGAUUAAAAUCCUGUGAUAGCCACACCGUUGUUAAAAUAUUAUGGUCUAAUAUCCGGCAUCUGUUAUUUACUUAGGAUAUGAAACAAAUGAUAGAAAAUACUGAAAUUGACCCAUUGCAAAUAGGUUGCUUGGUAAAACUGUGGCUGGAUAGAUUAUACGAUUACAUUUUUAAAUUAAAAUAAAUGAAUCAAUCAUUUUAUUUAAUUUGAAAAUUGAUUGUAAAUAAUUGUUGAAAACACUGUUAUAUUUUACACUACAUUUCAUAGAAAAUAUAAAUAAACAACGUUGUACAUUAGUAACGUAAUACUUCGACAAUAAUAAUUGAGAAUCUGUACUCUUGAAGUUUGAUCCUUGCCAAAGCCACAGUCCAAUCAUCGUAGUUGCCUGCCAUACUUACCCAUAGUAGCAAAAGCUGACAAACAUUCAGUUUAAUAAAAAUAUGACAGAGGUCGGGCUAUUGCAGGCUCUUAAUAGAAUAUCAAAAGUCUAGUAGCAAAUUACUAAAAAUUUAAAAUUUUAUCAUUUUGGAUUAAAAUCAACAAAACCGGAUUUAAUUAAUAAUUCACAACGUUCUGUGCACCAAAAAAUUGACCGCAGCAAUUAUGUUAUUAAGUUUUAAAAUGAAUGUUUUAACUCAGAAACCAGUUAAAUUAAAUAUUUUCGCAUUAACUGCAAUUAAUUGUAAUUCUGUUAUUUAAGAUCUAUCUUUGAUUCAUCACAACAAAAAUGGUUCUCUAAUGUGUCUACAGACUUCGAUGAUGGUUUUUGUAUGUAUUCAACAACUUGUUAUUGCGUUAAAGGUCGUUUGUAAAAAAAAAAAGAUUUUUAAAAAUAUUUGUAUAAGUCGUGUUUGUGAAGUGAUUAGACAAUAAGUCAGGAUAUUUAAUGUAACCGUAUAUAACAUACGUUUUGAUUAUUAACAAAAGCACUGCAUCAUGGAGCGUGAAAUGUUACGAUGCAGCUAAUGUCACAAAAUAAACAACGAUGAAUUAACGAUGUUGCAUCGAUACUACAUCCGAAAUGUAACGAAUCUUGAUGCUUCUUUUCUUUGAAGCUGAUUUAUAAUCAUGGUGCAUUAUUUAAAGUACAUUAUUGAAAAACACAGACUCGAUUGCGUACGGCUUUUGGCGUAACAAAAAAAAAGUUUUUAUAAAUAGUUUUUGUAAAAAUAUUUUUCUGGUGAUUUUGUUUUAUUUUACCUACUUAGUUGAAAUUCAGCAUGCAACGUGCGUGCAAGAUAAUCCACAGUUUUUGUUCGUCUAGUAAUAUCGUAAUCAAAAACUUUUUGAUUCGUCUACGUAAUUAUUAAAAUCGUCUAACUGAUGAAUACAUGGAUAUAAUAAUUUUGAUAUCUCGAAUCGUAGUUUAAUUAGUUCCUUUUCUAAAAAAUAGAUAUGUUUAUUAAUUUUAAUCCUAAAUAUUAUGAAAUAAAUUUGGUUUAUACUUACUGUUAUCUAUGUAUUUUUCUGUCGCCAUCUUUGCAAUCGAAAUAGAUGGUUUUAGAUGUAAAGUUUACAGUGACUUUUGUUAAAUUUUUCGUAAUUUUGUUCAAACAACAUUAAAACAAAAAAUAUUCAAUACAUAACUCUUUUAACAUGAAUGUCGUAUUAAAGGAUGAGGCGAAAUAAAAUACUUAACCUAGUCGAGGACUAACUUGUAAAGAAAAAAAAAGCGGGCUAGUAUUACACCUGUCCUUAUCAGUCGUAAGGAACCAAGUUGUUAAUAUAUUAACAGUGUUUAUUUCGCCUCAUUAAACAUUCUAUAGUAAUACACAUUAUUUUUUUGAAAUACAAAAUCACGUUAUUUUGAUUAAUUUUUACUUUAAUAUUUUACCAAACUUGACAUAUGUUAAGACUAAUAAGUAUAAUAAAAUGACACCACAUAUGCAGAUUAUAAUGUUUUUUUUUUAAAUGGAACGAAUUAUACCUGCGAUUGCUGUUACUUUAUUAAUAUUUACUUUUUUUUAAUACAUAAUUGCUUGAAUCAUGAAGCAGAAAAAGUUUGCUUCUUGGUUCACGCAUGGCUUAAUAACGAAUAGACCUAUUUUCUUACCGUUGUCGAGAUUAGGUAAAAACCUAGUUUUGGGUUUAAAUUGGAAUCGGACGAUAAAAAAAUCAAAUCCUAUAAAAAAAUCCUAUAAAAUCGCAGAUAUUCGCUAUAAAUAAGUACAUAAAAAGAGAUGCUUAAUCAUUUUUGGUUGUACUUUUUGUGGACAUUUGUCGACUUAUGAAUAUUAUUUAUUACGUAAAAUAUUUUAACUUAAACUAUAGUAAAAGAGCAUGUACCAAAUUAGCUUUAGUGAAAAGUUAUUCCGUUUAAGCUAAAUAUAAUGCAUAGAAAUUCAGUAUUGAUGAUUAGUUAGAACUGAAAUUAUUAUUAAUUGUGUUUUGUAUAAUUAUUGCUUAGUCUUAAUUUGGGAGAUAGGCCGAUAUGACCCUCAAUUCUUAGCUGUAAUUCCAGUAUUUUAAUAACUUAGUUACUGGCAAAGAUUUGAUGUGAGGGCUUCAUAAUUUCUUAAUGCUGGAUAAUUGAAAAACACUGUCGUUACAAAAUUGUAAUGCUUUGCUUAAGAACAUUAUAGAGUCAAUGGGUAUCCCUCUAUACUCAGGUAUACUCAGGUUUCAAAUGUACGUAAAGGAUUUUGUCGGAUUUAUGGAUAAUAGUAAAAUUAAACUAAUUCAUUGUUAAAAAUGAACUUCAGCAAAGUGAUGUCUGUUUCUAUUGAAUUAAUCAAUUUAUUUAAUCUAAUCUACAUGAUUGUUCUUUGUCCAGCAGUAAGAAAUAUUUAGGUGUUUAAUAAUUUCACUGUAAAAUAUAGUUUAAACUUAGUUAUUUAAGUGCUGUCCAUAUUUUAAUAAGUUUGGAUGUAAAAGUUAAUGCAAAUAGUUUUAUGUAAUGUCACUCUAUGUAGGAACGACUUGCCCGUUGAAACAAAUAAAUAGUUUAGGUAAUUUCUUUUUAAUGACGCAGUUUUGUGCAUAAUGUAGAUUAGAAGUUGAAAAUCUAGAUGGAGUUAUUCUAGUUAAAGUAUGAUGCCCAAUUCAGGUUAAGAAUUAGUAAUUUUUUUUAUUUUGACUCAGGUUUGUUUUACUUUUCUAAUGUAAAAGCCAAAAAAUAGGUUCAAUAGAUUGUUAAUCUCCUUCUCAACGCGUCACACCACCAUCUAGAGACAUUAAAGAUAAGGGUUAGCUAACUAUCCCACUUCUGAUCUGCAGUAUCAAAACACUGUGCACCAACUCUAGUCUGCUUUUAUCUGAAUAGUAUUUUAAUGUAAAAUACAAUGCCUUUAUAACUUUAGUAAAUAAUAAUCUUUCUAAUACUACGCCAUGUAUUAGAAAGCUAGAAUUAGCAUUUCUUACAUAAUAAGCAACUUGUUUAUAUAGUGUAAAAAAUAGAUACCUAUAUGAAAGUCCCCACCUUAGAUUAGGUUCCGAACUUUGUAGCAACUCACAAAAAAUUAUAACGCAGAGUCUUCGUAUUUAGUUCUAUUCCCGAGUUGUAUAAUAAAGGGACUUACACAUUGUUAUUUAACUGAGGAAUUAGUUUAGUGGAAGUCUAAAAGUCGUUUCGCCGUGCAAUUUAGCGUUCCGGUACCAUUUUGCGUAGGUAGAAAUCUGUGCCGGAUUAGCACACUUGAUCUUGGGCUACAUGUGUUAGUCUUUUCAAGAGAGUCAUAUUUGAAAAACUACAUGAAAUGUACAUAAUUUUACGAUAAAUUUUAAGGCGGUAUUAAAGUUGUAAUAAUUGCAUUUUCCUAGUUUAGAAAUUUCACCGGUUGAGUGCAUUUUUAAGUAAGUACAGCUAGGUACAAAAUCAGUUAAUUUCGUUGUUCGCAAUUUGUAAACUACAUGGACAACGUCAUAAUCUUUUCGAUACUUAACGUUGAAAAAUUUUCAAAUUAUUUUAAGUAUGUCGGUUUCAAAAUUUUCAUUUUUAAGUAUCCGGUGAAAAUUAUUGGAUAUUUAACUACUUGUUAAAAUUAAAUUCUUAGACACCAAAUGCUUUCUUUUUUGUGAACUUUGUUGUAAAUUAUUUUUAUACUGAGAAUACUUUUGGUGUACAUAAAUCGCUAAAAAUUACGCAUUAACUAAAUUGGCAGAUUAAAAUGUAGUCCGUUAACGAAAAGAUUAGUGCUAAUUUUACCGUUAAUUUAUUUUUGUUUUAAUGAUUGUUUUGUGUUGAAAAUGAAUAAUUUACAGUUAAAGUGGCUGUAUACGGAAUGGGAUUAGGAAAUGGUCAACGGGACGAUAAUAAUUAUAAUAAGUAAUCAAUAUGUCAUCGUUCUUCCGAACCUGACGUUUACAUACACAAUACUUCCAAAAUUCGUCCCGUCCGAGAAAAAACUCAUUACAUAUGCAGCGAGCUUUAAUAUGGAGCCAUAUUUUCAACAAAAUAUGUCUGAUAAAUAAAUUCUGUAUGCAAUUUGCUUUAGGAGUAUUAAACUAUAUCUAGGGUAGCGCGAAUGUACAUAGAACUUCGCAUAAAAUGAUUGCGUAGCAUAAUUCUAAAUUGUUGUAAAGUGUAUAUAAAGCGUAUUCAUAGUUAAUCGAUUCUAAUGAUAAAAGUAGGAGUGCGUUAGAUCGACUUUUUGGCUACUUAAUUGAUUUUUUUUGUAAGACAGUUUGGAUGUGUCAGCGAAUAAAAUAAUUUAAAUAAAUAGUUAAUUGAUAUAAUUAUAAGCCUCGUGUCUCUCGUUGCAAACAUAAGUAAUAAAAAUAAUCUAUUCGAAACAAAAAUACAUACGAAUAUUGAUAACGUUUUUUUAUUUUUUCGAAAGCAUUUUUUUUGAUUGUCCAAAGUUAUUAAACUUAAGUAUUUUAUGCUAUUUAAAAAUAGCUUGAAUUAAUAAUAAAAUAAAUUGACUUGACUUGCGUAAUUUUUUUUUUUUUGAAAAAGAAAAAUCUCUUCUUAAUGUAAGGUCGUUUGUUUGUUGUUCAAAUUGUAAACUGCUACUGGUACCAAAUUGUUAUUAGUUUUCUACGAAUUAAUUUCCCAUCAUUGUAUGAGCUGAUAAGACUUCUAGACAAAGGAGUUCCAACAACUAUAGACACGAAUAAAUAAUUCUAAAGCAUGUAAUAUUUUUAUGUACAAUAAUAAUUGUAAGUCUUCAAUUUUACAAAGAAUUGCUAUAACAAUAAAAACAUAAUGAAAUUGGCAAUCAACUUAACAACCUAGCCGAGGUUCUUAAUUAUUGCUUAGGUUCAUUUUGCUUGAAAACAACAAACUCAUGUAUUAUAGGACUCAAAAGGUGAUAACAAAUAUAAGAAAACUAAUGUCGAACAAAGGUUAUGAUUCACAACACUUGUCAGGACAACUUAAUUAGCAAAUCAAACUGUCACCAAAAUAAGACCCUAGAAUGGCAGAGAAUGACCUUGAGUGGAGUCACGUACUUGUGAACGAUGUGUGUAGGGUUAAAGGUACCUUUGACUGUAUACAAACACUCCCCUUUUCCACUCAAGUCACUCUCCCCGCCUAUCCUAAGUAACCGAUUAAGAAUUACACAACAAGAGAUGUGGUCGGCUCGAACGCCACGAGCACACUGAAGCCAACACGAGAUCGAGCGACGUCAUAUCCGUCACAGACUACUAUUUCCAACACUAAACGGCGAUAACAUUCGGCCAUCCUGGUGGCGCAUCCGUCCCUGGAUCGCGUUCGUGUCUGGUGCAGUUGCGUUUACACUGACAACUUGAGCGUGUACAAACCACUAUUGAAGGUCGUGUACGACUCAUUUUUAAUCGAAUGAGUGUGUAUGGGCCUUGUGUAUCUAGUGUUAUAUAUAGUUCAAGUCACCAUUGUAUGUAAGGUCGCGUAUGACUUAUUUUUAUCGAAAAAUGGCAGUAGGGUUAUUUAAUUCGGUAACCAAAAUUCACAAAUUUCAAACAGUUAUAAGUUGCAAUUAUUAACACAAAAUCUAUACGGCAACAUUUCGCGUCUUGUCAUAAUAUUAAAACGCAAAAUUUCAUCUAGAAUACCAUGGAACACAAUUUCUAAACAAUUUCUGUCAUUACCGUCAAUACUAAAGUUAUACCGUCAACACUUAAAACUUGAAAUCACGAUUCACACACUAUUUACAUUCCAAUUUAACAAUACCGUAAUGUAAAAUUCAUCAGUGUACUAUACUCAAUUAAUUUGUUACCCUCUUUUAUAAAAAAUGCUCUCAUACCAUAUUAACAAAGAAAUGUAAAACGAUUGGCCUGAACUAGGGUAGUUUUAAAUUACGUCGUUAUCUUUAUUCACUAUGUGGGCACCAGUUCUUUAUCGCACUUCUGAUAUUAUAGGACUAAAAAGGUGAUAACAAAUAUAAGAAAACUAAUGUCGAACAAAGGUUAUGAUUCACAACACUUGUCAGGACAACUUAAUUAGCAAAUCAAACUGUCACCAAAAUAAGACCCUAGAAUGGCAGAGAAUGACCUUGAGUGGAGUCACGUACUUGUGAACGAUGUGUGUAGGGUUAAAGGUACCUUUGACUGUAUACAAACACUCCCCUUUUCCACUCAAGUCACUCUCCCCGCCUAUCCUAAGUAACCGAUUAAGAAUUACACAACAAGAGAUGUGGUCGGCUCGAACGCCACGAGCACACUGAAGCCAACACGAGAUCGAGCGACGUCAUAUCCGUCACAGACUACUAUUUCCAACACUAAACGGCGAUAACACAUGAUUAUCAUUCUGGAAAAAAUAUGCAGAUGGUUUUGUUACUAGUGGGUAAAUUUCCCGUCACGCAAUUUUUCUGUUUCAGUAUUAACCAUAUAACACUUUAAGACUUGCGUUUCUCCAGUGAAGGCGUUCCUUUAUGUAUGUGAAUAGAGUAGACAACGCGACAAGUGCGUAACCUACAAUCGUUAGUCACGACGCGAUAGUCGCGCUGUCUGAUCCGCAUUCGGUAACAUUUAACGAACGGUAACAUUAAUAAAGGGUCUCUAUGCACUACAGAAAAAAAAUGAAUCUGAAUGCCAAAAUCUUCAUUAUUAUAAUAUUCGCUAUACCACUUAGUUACGCAACUGUUGCUAUUUGAAUAUUUGAACUAAUAUAGUUUAUAAUAGUGCCAAUUUAAUACAAUAAUAGUACAACUAGUAAACAAUAAUUUUAGAUUAUAUACGUGUAUCAUCAUCAUCCUUAUACGAGUAAGAGGAGUUAUAUUUUCAAAACUUACUCUCUUGUACGUGAGAAUGUGCCUGCUCUCCAGGUUUGCCAAUAAAAAUAGACUAUGAUUAUGAUGAAAAUGAAAUGAUUAUAUAAUGAGGAUAAUGGUGAUUAUGAUGAUGAUGAUGAAACUGACAACAAUAUUGAAAAUCUCAUUUCGUCUAGCAAUAGUUGCGUAACAAUUGCGUCGUUCUAUUUAACGAUGAUGGUUUUAUUUUUUUUAGUAAAAGUAAGGUGUACAUAGGCGUAAGCAGAAUGGUGUGUGAAACUGCAGAAACGUCAGAAAUUAAAAACAUUUAUUAUUAAAAUUUAACGUAAGUACCUGUGAAUUAACGGUUUUUUUUAAAAAGGUUUUGAUACCAUACGCCUCCACAAGUAUCUCUAUAAAUUAUUUAACAAUGCGUUUCUGCUGACGUUCCUUAAGCUUACACACAGAAGCGCUUGUCUCGGCAUAUUACAACUACAGUCAAAUCAAAAUCAUCACCUAAAAAUAGAACAUAAAUAACUAUUCGUAGGCACCUAUUUGUUUAUGCUUACAUUAAAUAAAUUGUAUAGUUUGAAAAAAAAAUACAGUUAAUUUUAAUUAAAAUUAAGUAGGUAAUUUAAAAAAUACAUUUAGAUGAUAUAUAGUACCUACUUAGUACAUGUAGUUAUAAUAAUAAUUAAAUUUUUCUAGUGAAUUUUAACGAUUCCGUAAAAUUAUGAAAACCAAUGUCUCUUAAAAUGUUUACUAUUAGGUAUUGGUUUAAAUGUAUACUUACUGUUGUUUAAAAUGUACACCGGACUAUAAAAAAAUACGAAAUAGUGAUUCUGUAAUAAAUUGUGCGCUUUUUUCA